AGAAGGAACCAAAUUGAGCCUCGUCCCCACAGCCGAUGGCCAGGGCCGCGCCGCAGCGGGAAUCCUGGGCCCUGGGCCCGGCUCACGUGGCCCCGUCGCCCCCCGCACCGCGCAGUGACCCUGCAGCGCCCUGCGGGCUGCGCCACGGCCCACUGCACCUGUCGCUGCGCGGGAGCACCCGCAAUGUCUGUGCACAACGGGCAGAAGCGCCGCACGAAGCUGCUGCGAAGGUGGCGCCAGGCUCCCAGCUGCUGGUCUUGCUGCUGCUCGUGGGCGCUGCAGCCGUGCCAGGAACCAGCGCCGGCUCCCACUCCUACUGGCAUUUCUGCACUGGGGUGUCGAAUCCCAGCCCGGACGUGCCCGCUUUCAUUGCUGUGGGCUACGUGGACGACCAGCAAAUUCUCCACUACGACACUGAGACAGGGGGCCAGCAGCCCUACCUGGAGGAGACCUGCAUCGCGUGGCUGCGGCAGUACGUGCAGCACGGGGAGGCAGCGCUGCAGAGCAAGCGCCCCAUGGCACAGGUGAGCGACCGGCCGUCAUCCUGGGAUGGACGCACCGCCCUGUCCUGCCGGGUCCAUGGCUUCUACCCCAAGGACGUGGCUGUCAUCUGGCUGCAGAACGGGGAGGCGCAGCCCCAGGAGACGAGCCGCCCGGGGGGCCUUCCCAGCGGAGACGGGACCUACCGGACCUGGGCCACCAUCGAGAUCGACCCGAGCAGCAACCACAGCUACACCUGCAGCGCGGAGCACGUGAGCCUGGGUGCAGCCCUGAGAGUGGCCUGGGACAAGGGCAGGACGGAGUCCGACCCAGCGAUGAUUGUAGGCAUCGUUAUCGGUGCUGUGCUGGUCACUGCCAUGGCUGGCGCAGCGGUUUUCUUCCUCAGUAAGUGCUGGGCGAAGCGCUUGGGGCCAGCCAUGGCCAGACCUUGGGGUUGGGGAGCAGGGAGGGCUACAGCUACAGCAACAGCUACUCCGACUCCUGCGUCCAAGCUGAGCAGAGCCCGGUGGAGCGUGCACCUCGUCCUCGGGACCCUGCGCAGGAGGAGAGGGAGCAGCACAGCAACGUGCUGCAGCCCAUUUCCAACUCAGAAGCACCUUUGUUUUUGCCUUGAGUUUGCCAGACAAAGCGCCUUGCUCCGGGACAGCAACUAGCCCACGGGUGUUAUUGAAACCACUUGUGUCUGUGAGCUAGAAGCACUGAGCGCAGAGCAGUGCGUCAGUGCUGUAUUGCGGGAAGUGGCUGGGCAGUGGUUGUGACGGGUGGGAUUUGGGGGUGACUUGUACGUGAGCGGCUACUUGCCGAUCCUGGACCACAGUUUAGUAUUGUGUGUUGCCAACGGGAGGCAGAGCUGCGAUGCCCUCGGAGCUGAUUGUGACCGCUGCGGUGACCGGGCUGCGCUGAGUCGGGCAGCGUGUGGGUCGUGCCCUCCAGGCCCCCUUGCUCGCUCCGUCCCGGGGCUGAUUGUGCAGUACAGCUCCCAGCCCCGUCUGCGCGGACUGAGCUGCUGUUCAACUUCUCCCGUUGCUUUUUGGUGCCCUGGUUGGCCCAGGGCGCAGCGUGCCCGCUCCCCGUAGUCUGGGGCAUGGCUUGCAGCACAAAACCUCAGGGAAACGGGGGGCCUUCACCAUCCCCUCCCCGCAGGUCCCGGGACUCUGGCCGUGAUUCUGAUGAGCAGAGUCUUCUUCUCCAUCUUUUUUUUUCCCUGAGGAGAGCUUUAGCCCCAGGCAGGUUCGGGAGCUGUUCCUUGGGUCCUUCCAGCCCCACUUCUCAGCUCAGGGGCGGGCGGUUAUUUCUGUUGGAGAACUGUUCUACUAGAAAUUUUUAAUUUGAUGAACGUUUAAUUUUAUUAUUCGUUAUGUUGUGUACAAUACCAACAAGAAUCAAAUAAAAACUUUUGCUUAUGUAUGUGGGGGUGGGGUUUGUGUGGGGGGGCGGUAAUAGGG
This is a messenger RNA of Alligator sinensis (Chinese alligator), 1946 nucleotides long. RefSeq names its product popy Class I histocompatibility antigen, A-1 alpha chain-like. Gene Ontology annotation, cellular component: external side of plasma membrane. The record is from RefSeq and is a predicted model, not a curated record. Lineage: Eukaryota; Metazoa; Chordata; Crocodylia; Alligatoridae. Gene Ontology annotation, biological process: immune response.